Messenger RNA from Mytilus californianus (California mussel), 865 nucleotides. Its product is annotated as adenylate cyclase CyaB-like. The transcript is spliced from 5 exons. NCBI's taxonomy places the organism in Eukaryota, Metazoa, Mollusca, Bivalvia, Mytilida, Mytilidae. The coding region runs from base 129 to 650 and encodes 173 amino acids. The record is from RefSeq and is a predicted model, not a curated record.
CUUUUAUCUUAUAACAACGUGUUAUGUACUACACGUCUAAAAAGUACGACUAAUUCUCCCUAGACAGCAUUUAUUUCCGUAAACAAAAACACGUGCUUUCAUUUUUAGCGUAAUACUCAAAUUACAAAAUGCCGUCGAAUGUUGAAAUAAAAGCACAUUUAAAAGACUUAGCAGGUGUCUGUAAGGUAGCAGAACAGAUCUGUACUGAAGGACCAACCAUUCUACAGCAAGAAGACACAUUCUUCACUGUGGAUAAAGGAAGACUCAAACUGCGAAAGAUUGAGGGUAGAACGGCGCAACUGAUUUUCUACGAUAGACCUGAUCAAACUGGACCCAAAUUCAGUGACUACAACAUUACUGAAGUCGCCAACCCUGACAGUCUCAAGGAGACCCUUGGUAAAUGUCUUGGUAUAAAGGGAGAAGUGAAGAAAACAAGAACUCUUUAUAUGGUAGGACAAACACGUGUCCACAUCGACAAAGUUCAUAAUCUCAAUGAUGGUGACUUCAUGGAGCUGGAGGUUGUGAUGAAAGACGGACAGACAGUGGAAGAAGGACAAAGCAUUGCUGAUGAUUUAAUGACCAAACUUGGAAUCUCAAAAUCAGAUCUUAUAUCUGGUGCCUAUAUAGACAUGAUUUUAGGAAAAAGUUGAAUUUACUGAAUGCUAUUGUUUGGAUUAAUAUUAGGGAGCUAUGAAUAAUAAUUUCAAUGUGUUCUAUUCACUUUUCAUUUUUCAUUUUUCAUUUUUAUUUUAGUUAACAACACUGUAUAGGCUUAUGUAGACUAAUUGUGCAAUUCUGGUCACAAAAUGUUAUCAUUUUCGAUUUGAUGAUUGAAAAUCAUUAAAAUAAAUGAAUGUAAACAUCA